Molecule: messenger RNA, 2371 nt
Organism: Syngnathus acus (greater pipefish)
Lineage: Eukaryota; Metazoa; Chordata; Actinopteri; Syngnathiformes; Syngnathidae
Gene: tacr2
Product: tachykinin receptor 2
Exons: 8
Coding region: 212-1378 (388 amino acids)
Biological process (GO): G protein-coupled receptor signaling pathway; positive regulation of flagellated sperm motility
Cellular component (GO): plasma membrane; sperm midpiece
Molecular function (GO): substance K receptor activity
Source: RefSeq, a predicted model, not a curated record
GAGAGAGAGAGAGAGGAAGACAGAAAGAGAGACAGACAGAGAGAGGGAGACAGAAAGAGAGACAGAGAGAGGAUGGGGAUGUCUUGAUGGAUUGGACUAGGUUAUCCAUCGCACUAAGGGACUCUUAAUUCUGAGCUGUAAUCUGGAAGCAACUGGACACAUGGAUGACAGGCAGCCCUGCUCUCCUGCAUAAGGUAAGAGUGACGCAAACAUGGACCCUGACAAUUCAAUUCAGCGUACUGAACAGGACUUGAAGGCCACUUUGCUGCCAAUGCUCGUCACGAGAGACUCACUGGAGGACUUAAACGAGACCACAGGGAAUCAGUUUCAACAACCUGAUUGGCAGGUGGCUCUGUGGGCUUUGGCAUACUCGCUCAUCAUCCUGGUGUCCGUUACCGGGAAUGUGACGGUCAUCUGGAUCAUUCUGGCUCACAGGCGGAUGAGGACCGUGACCAACUACUUCAUCGUCAACUUGGCUUUCGCCGAUGUUUCCAUGGCAACUUUCAACACUCUGUUCAACUUUGUCUACGCACUGCACAACGACUGGUACUUUGGCCUGGGCUACUGUCGAUUCCAAAAUUUCUUCCCCAUCACGGCCAUGUUUUCAUCCAUUUACUCCAUGGCGGCCAUCGCAGUGGACAGAUACAUGGCCAUCAUCCACCCUUUGAAGCCACGCCUCUCCUCCACCUCCACCAUGGUCGUGAUUGCACUCAUUUGGAUCGUGGCUAUCUUGCUGGCCUUCCCGCAAUGUUACUACAGCGUGACCAGAUUUUACUACCCCAGAACCGUGUGCAUGGUUGACUGGCCGGAUGACUACGGAGGGAUGCACCAACUCAGCUACCAGUUUGCAGUGAUAUUGCUGAUCUACUUGCUCCCCUUGCUGGUGAUGCUGGUGACCUACAGUUUGGUGGGUCGGACCCUGUGGGGGGGCCACAUCCCAGGAGAGGCGUCAGACCACUACCACAGCCAGAUCACUGCAAAGAGAAAGGUCGUGAAGAUGAUGGUUGUUGUGGUGGUGACCUUUGCUCUUUGCUGGUUGCCCUACCAUCUCUAUUUCAUACUGGGAUCAAUUAACAGAGACAUUUACAAGCAACAUUACAUUCAACAGGUUUACCUGGCCAUAUUUUGGUUAGCAAUGAGCUCCACCAUGUACAACCCCAUCAUUUACUGCUGUUUAAACCAAAGGUUCCGUGCUGGUUUCCGCCACGCUUUUUCUUGGUGUCCCUUCAUCAAAAUAUCAGAGGAGGACAAGAUGGAGCUGCAGCAUACACACACCUUCAGAGUGACCAUGACACGCAGCCUACACAAAAUGAGCGUAUGCUCUCCUAUCAAUGCAAACGACAAAGGUGGCGCAAACAAAAGUUGUGGGCAAGGAUGAGGCCAAGUCAACACGAGCGACGUUCAUGGUGCCGAGAAGUUGUUUGUUAUCUCACAUUGAUACAUGAGAAGCCGCCAUCUUUAUUUCCUGUGAACAUUGACGACGUGAAUGUUGUUGAAUUGCGUUGAUGAUUGUUAUUUUGCAGCUCGCGUCCCAACGCCAUCUCAUAUCAUUUCGCAUGUAGUUCAGUGCAUACUGCUGAUCAACUCAUUUGAACCAUUUAGGUGUGCUAAAGUUGGUGGCAUCACUGGAAGUUCAACUAUUUAUUAUUAACAUUAUGUAGAUACCAAGAAUGUCUACCAGACUAGUCCAUAAAUGGCAAAAUUACCAGAGCAGUGGUCAACCAAAGAAGAGUAAAUCUUAUCACAUUAAAAGAUAUUAAAAUGGUACAAAAAUAGAGCAAUAUGAUCAUUUUGAAAAAAAGCCACAGAUUGAUUAGGUACUUGCUCUCAUCUAGUAAAAGAUGUAAUUGUUCUGUCCAGUAUUUUUACAUUGUAGAAUAAUUAUCAUUGCCGUGAUUAGAAUCAUGCUAUUUGAAGUGUGGGUUGGGUUAUGGCAAUGUGCUUUAUUAAUGUUCACUGCAGUCUGUAUUAGCAGAUAUAUUCAAUUCGUGCAUAUUUAAUGUGAGCCGUAUGAAAGAUUACAAGCAUUUAUGUCGGUGUCAUUGUAUGCAAAGCUCUAAAGAUAAAAUAACGUCAAAAGAAUCCUCCAGCUUUAAAUUGUACACUGACGUCACAUUUCAAACCUGUUAUCUUAUUUCCGUAUAAUACUUUCCAAUUCACUGAAACAUAAAUAUCGUCUUUUACUUCAAUUGCUUGGGAAAAAAAGAUGAGCGUCUUAAUGUGAUAUAAAUGCAAAUGUUUUGUGAGGUAAAUAAUUAAUGGUAAUCAUCUUGAAAUCAGUUCAAAUGUGUUGUUGUAUGCAAAAACUGUCAGUUGUUCCAAGACUUAAACGUAUUUAAUGUGCUCAAUAAAAGUGAGAAUAUUUUCAAAU